Molecule: messenger RNA, 1260 nt
Organism: Emiliania huxleyi CCMP1516
Lineage: Eukaryota; Haptophyta; Isochrysidales; Noelaerhabdaceae
Exons: 11
Coding region: 1-1260 (419 amino acids)
Cellular component (GO): cytoplasm
Molecular function (GO): guanyl-nucleotide exchange factor activity
Source: RefSeq, a predicted model, not a curated record
AUGUCCGGCUGGGGCGACCUGUUCAAGGACAAGUAUGAGGAGCGCAUCGACGAGUCGACCGGCGAGACCAUCAUGGUGGAGAAGGGCACGAAGCACCACAAGCUGGACGCGCAGGGCAACAUAGUCGAUCCCGACGCUGCUCCCGCGCCGAGCCCCUUUGCCGCCGCCGGCGGCUUCCAGUUUGGCGGUGCGCCCGCCAGCAGCGGCGGCGGGUUCACGUUUGGUGGCGGCGCUCCUGCAGCGGCCAACGGCGGCGUCGCCAAGCGCGGCCGCACCAACGCGCUCGUGCGGACGGGGAACGAGAGCGGCGAGCUGCUGAUCGCCGGAAACGGGGACUGCGGGCAACUGGGAUUUGGCGACGAGGGCAAGCGCGAUAGCGUGAAGCUGCUGCUGCUGCCGAUCGCGGCGGCGCAGAUCUGCCAGGUGGCGUGCGGAGGGCUGCACAGCAUCGCGCUCGGGCUGGACGGGCGGCUCUGGUCGUGGGGCUGCAACGACGACGAGGUGCUCGGCAGGCCGGGCGAGGAGGCGGAGCCGCGCGAGAGUGUGACUUGCGGCGACAACCACUCGGCCGCCCUGGCGCGGGACGGCCGCGUCUUCACCUGGGGCACCUACAAGGACUCGAACGGGUACAUCGGCUACUCCCCCGACCUCGCAAAGGCGGGCAGGGCACCCUUUGCCCGCCCCCUGCCCUUGGGCCGAGGGGCGGGCGAGCCGCGGCGCGUCCUUCCCGGCGUGACUGCGCGCGCCAUCGCCUCGGGCACCGACCACACGGUGCUCAACGAGAACUUUCGCGAUUGGGUCAAGGCGCGGCUCAAGGAGGACGCGGCGUGGGACGCGACUGAGGCGGCGACGCUGUACCUCGAGCACCGGUGCGAGAACGUCUACUCGUGCGGCCUCAACAACAUGGGCCAGCUCGGCCUCGGCUCGCUCGACCCAAACAAGACGAGCACCCCGACCCUGCUCGGCGGCCUGCAGGGGCUCGGCGUCUGCAUGCUCGCCGGGGGCGAGCUCGGGCCUCUGCUCGGCUUGGGCGAUGGCGUCCAGCAGCAGCCGACGCCGACGCUCGUGGCGGCGCUCUGCGGCGUCGCCGGCCACAAGAUCGUGUGCGGCCACUCUCACAACCUGCUCUGCACGGGCCGCGGCGAGGACGAGACCGCCCCGACGCUGGUUGAGGGGCCUGAGCUGGCGAGCCGCGCGGUGCUCGACGCGAGCACGGGCGGGCAGCACUCCGUGCUCGUGGGCAUGCCGCGACCCAGCUGA